Messenger RNA from Paraglomus brasilianum, 459 nucleotides. Lineage: Eukaryota; Fungi; Glomeromycota; Glomeromycetes; Paraglomerales; Paraglomeraceae. The record is from the annotation of a GenBank genome assembly.
AUGCCGGACGUUUCGAAACAAAUAGAAGAUCACCAGCUCACUUACAAACGAUAUGAACAACUGCGACAAGAGUUAGACGGCCUCAACCACAAAAAGUCUGAUCUCGACGUUCAGUUGGCUCGUUUGGAACGGGAAAUAUACAACUUUGAGGGCGACUACCUCUCUGAUACCAUACAUCACGGCGGAAACCUUAUCCGUGGAUUCGAUAAUUAUCUAAAGCAUGCCAGUAUCUUGGACAAGAAAAGAAAGCUACCAAUACUUGCUAGCGAUCGGCUCUUUUCAAUGUCGAGUUCAACGUAUGAGAAAGCACUACAGUUAAGAGUAGAAUCUCCUGCGACCAACGGCUACAAAAUGCUCAAGAAUAAGAGCAGGCAAAAAAAGAGAAAGGCUGUUGACUGGCCCGCAGGUAUUACAAAGAGAACAAGAAAUAACAAAAGCGAAGAUGAGUUGGAUUCUUGA